AUGCUUGGCUCAACACCCCGCGCUCAACGUUCAUUAUCAUCAGUCCAGUUGCCAGUUGAUCUGGAAUGUACAUCCUCAGCACCUGUUUUUUAUUAUUCAACAUCAGAUUUUAUCUAUGAUCUGAAUGAUGAUAACAAGAAAUCAGAACAACACCAGAAGUUCAAAGAUCUAUUCAUGUUUCGAUGGGAAUGCGCGAAGAAGGAGAAUGUUUUCAAUUAUGAACUUAAUUCAAUGUAUAAACUUAUUCCUGGAGAUUUCAAUUUAUCAAUUCAGUUGAAUAUCGAACGUGGCCAACUGAGACGUAAACCAAUGCGUUUUCAUUCUGUUAAUGAGCCGUUUAACGCACUGAGAUGGAAUUUUAAUAAACUCAAACAGAAUGAGGUGAUGUUGUACAUGCGAUGUAAAGACAAGCCGAUCAGUGUGGAUCGUCUCGAUCGUCAUGUAAUCGCGAUAAAUAAUUCGCCGUUGGAAAGGGGUCACUCCCUAAUAAUACCAGCCAUAAGCCAGUCAUUGCCACAGGUGUGCAACGAGAUGGCCAUCCGAAUAGCAACAGACGCCAUGUUGCUCUAUGACGACGAGUCGUUCCACAUCUUAUUCAACAGUCUGUUGGCGAAUGCCUCUGUGAACCAUCUGCACCUACACGCUCUCACGUGGCCUUACAGCUCGGAUAUUAUCAAUCGGAGGUGUGAGCAUAUGAAAGGUGAUUUGUAUGUGAUCAGAAGACCGAGCUGGUUCAUAUCGAGCAUCAUAUUUCAACUGCCAUCAGAAGAUCACUUCGAUAAGUUCAUCUGGAACAUAACAAAGACUGUACAAUACCUGAAUUCGAAAGAGGUCGCAUUCAAUAUAUUCUUCACUCGAGCUCACACGUUGCGCACCGAUGGCGAGCUGUGUGUUGAGCAAACACAGCCAUGCGCUUCAUUGGUCACGGCUUAUAUAUUUCCAAGGGUCUCGAUUGCCGGUGCAAAACCAUCAGUGAGCUUCAAUGCAGCUGCUUUGGAAUUGGCUGGUUGUUUGACUGCUCACUCUUAUCGAUUCUUCGACACUAUAAGUGAAGAGGUCGUUCUGCGUAUAAUCGAUGAACAAGCGACUUUAUCCGAUGUGUUUUUCAACGAGAUUUGUGCGAAGUUGAGUGAUUUGUUAUUGGGAAUUAAGAGCGAUCAUAGUAGUGAAAAGCUGGAGGAGCACUCUCAUCGUGUGCUGAAACAUUCAGAGCUGACAUCACCAGAACUCGAUGAACUCCGUGAUUCAUUCCAAACAUUCGAACUGCACUCACCCCGUCGCGUCCUCAUCAAUAAUGCUUCUUCUCUUGAUGACGAUGGUGCUUCCGAAUUUACGUUCAAUUUCGACCAUAAAAAUGAAAAAGAGAAAUGCAAUGGCUCUUCGUCCGCAUAA
This is a messenger RNA of Anisakis simplex (herring worm), 1392 nucleotides long. The record is from the annotation of a GenBank genome assembly. NCBI's taxonomy places the organism in Eukaryota, Metazoa, Nematoda, Chromadorea, Rhabditida, Anisakidae.